Calypte anna (Anna's hummingbird) is the source of this 6659-nucleotide messenger RNA. It is a transcript of the gene PITPNC1, whose product is annotated as phosphatidylinositol transfer protein cytoplasmic 1. Gene Ontology annotation, biological process: phospholipid transport. Lineage: Eukaryota; Metazoa; Chordata; Aves; Apodiformes; Trochilidae. Gene Ontology annotation, molecular function: phosphatidylinositol transfer activity; phosphatidylinositol binding. The transcript is spliced from 9 exons. Gene Ontology annotation, cellular component: cytoplasm. Bases 672 to 1613 code for a protein of 313 amino acids. The record is from RefSeq and is a predicted model, not a curated record.
CUCCGCACCCGCGGAUCCAGCCCGCCCGAACGCCCGCGGCUGCGCCGGGGAACCCGCGGCCACCGGAUCGCCACGCAACUCCCCCCCCAUCCCCAAUCCCCAACCCCAGCACAGCGGGAACCGCGGCGGCCGCAGCCGCGUUGCGGUGGGGAGGCGGGAGCCGCGUUUGGCAGCCGGGAAAGGGAACGAUAGGAAAAAGGCUUUGUCUGGGAAAUCAGCAUCUCCCUUUCCCUGCCGCCCGACGUGCUGCCGGCGGCCGUGAGAGCCACAUUUUGGGCUCAUCCGUUCUUUCCGCCGCCCCGGGCAUGUCUUUGACAUAGCUGCGAGAGGCUGCCGGUCCUGUGCACUUCCGACGGAUGUCUUUGGCUGGAGCCAAAGCGUUUGGGGCUCCAGACUUGGGAGAGUAUCUGGGUGCGAGCGUGUGUGAAAAUUCCCGUGAUCGGCGGCUGAAGGGGGAAGAACUGGAAGAAAGGAGCAGUUGUGUUGGUUUUUCGUCUUGCUGGGUCAGCCUUCCUGGAUGGUCGCAUUACUCUCUUGUGAACACAUUGUCAAGCGCCUAGAGGGAAAGAGGCUUGCUUGUUUUUUUCCCGUGGUUGGUUUCCGUCGUGAUCACCGUGCAGAAAUAACCACUUUUCUCCCAGUUUGCUGGUCCGCACUGAGGCAGCAGGAAUAUGCUCAUGAAGGAGUACCGGAUCUGUAUGCCUUUGACAGUAGAAGAGUACAGAAUUGGACAGCUGUACAUGAUAAGCAAGCACAGCCAUGAGCAGAGUGACCGAGGGGAAGGUGUGGAAGUGGUGCAGAAUGAACCUUAUGAAGAUCCAAACCAUGGCAAUGGGCAGCUAACAGAAAAAAGGGUCUAUCUCAACAGCAAACUGCCUAGCUGGGCGAGAGCAGUUGUUCCAAAAAUAUUUUAUGUUACAGAGAAGGCUUGGAAUUAUUAUCCUUAUACAAUCACAGAAUACACAUGUUCAUUUUUGCCUAAAUUCUCCAUUCAUAUAGAGACAAAAUACGAGGACAACAAAGGAAGCAACGACAGUAUUUUUGAUGGAGAAGCUAAAGAUCUGGAGAGAGAAGUUUGCUUUAUUGACAUUGCCAGCGAUGAGAUUCCUGAGCGCUACUACAAAGAAUCAGAGGAUCCUAAAUAUUUCAAGUCACAGAAGACUGGGAGAGGCCAAUUAAAAGAAGGCUGGAGAGAGACCCAUCAGCCCAUUAUGUGUUCCUACAAACUUGUGACUGUGAAAUUUGAAGUCUGGGGACUUCAGACCAGAGUAGAGCAAUUUGUACAUAAGGUGGUCAGAGAUAUCCUAUUGAUCGGGCACCGCCAGGCUUUUGCCUGGGUUGAUGAGUGGUACGACAUGACAAUGGAUGAAGUCCGAGAGUUUGAACGAGCAACUCAGGAAGCUACCAACAGGAAGAUUGGGGUUUUCCCACCUGCAAUAUCUAUCUCUAACAUUUCCAUGCCUCCUUCAACCCGCAGUGCUCCGUCUAGUGCUCCAUCAACUCCUCUCUCCACAGAUGCUCCUGAAUUCCUAACAGUUCCCAAAGACCGGCCUCGGAAAAAGUCUGCUCCAGAAACUCUCACUCUUCCAGAUCCAGCUAAAAAAACCCUUUAAUUAACCCAGCAUGUUUCCUCCUGAUAAGCCAUGUCUACCACAGCAAGAGUGACUUAACUCAGUUCCUACAAAGGUCAUGGUGGUUUGUUGGUUGGUUUUGUUUUUGUUUUUUUUUCUUAAAAUGAUCUUACUGGUGUGGAAAGAUUGCUUCUUUCCUUAAAACUUUCAGAGAAAUGCAUGCAAGAGAACUUAGUUUAUAUAUUCCUAAAGUAGUGUUUCAAGCCAUAUGGUGCAUCUGACAUACAAUGAAACAGUCUGAGGGGAAUCCUAUAAAAGAAAAAUCAACAUUUCUCUAGCAGUCUUCUACCUACAGACCCUCAUCUAGGUCAUUGCAUUUAUAAUUAGGAGUAGAUAUUUAGUAAAGCUGCCAAGGACUUCUGAGGCAAAUUAGUGCCAGCUAGAAUGCAGGAUCAAAAGGAACAAACCCCUCCAGUUUUCUUCUUUCAUAGCUCAUUUUAAAAUCCUUUUUACUCUCAGUCUUCUCCUGUGUAUUCACAAACAUUUGACCUGUAACUCAUUGUACUUAAACACCAACAGCAAUCACUCAGAUUCACAUUUUGCUUAAUAUGACUCAGGAUUUGGGGCCUAGCUAACAAACACAAAACUUUUCAAACCUAAAAUAUUGCUGUAUUGAAGCCCCAGUUGUAAUUAAUUAUAUUGACUUUGAGGCCAUUGAACUAUUUCUAUCUUGCACAGAGUUUAUAAAAGAAACCACCUAUUUCUUGUAAAUAAUGUAUUUUAAUAGCUCUCCCCUGUCCUUUUAUGAUCUCUUAAGUCUGUAUUGGUGUUCAUCAAUAGUGUUCUGUGUGUAAGAUUGGAAAAAAAAAGCAGCUAAAUUGAGCCAGUAGAGCAGCAAAACCAAUGAAGCCAGUCUUGUCCUCACUGGAAGAAGAGUGGUAGUUAUGCUGUAAGACCUUGAAUGUAAAGGAAAGAAAAUAAAAGACUCCUUUUUCUUUCCUAAACAGCACAAUCUCUGCCAACAGAAAGCUGGUUGCAGGCUUUGCCAUUGCCCAGGGAAGGGGUGAAGGGAUUCAAUAACUUUAAAAACAAAUGAUUGAUGGGGCUGCUCAGUCCUCUGCAGGGUGACCUCAAGGAACCAGAAGUGCUCUUCCUGGUCUGCCUGCAAAAUUCCUCUUCAGUCUCAGGAAUUCAAAUGUGGGAAAGGAUGUUUCCUGGUAGGGAAGUGCAGAUUGUGGAAGGAGGAGAUAAACAGAUGGCAGAGGUGGUGCCUUCCUUCUCAAAAUGUGAGCUCAGUGAGAAACUUUCCCUGCUGACCCCUAUUUGGGGCACUUUUUUCUCUUUCACACAAUAAUGAAUUCUGUCAGGAGCUGUCUCUGUUGGUAGCUGUAGUAGACAUGAAAUAAAGCACUGUUAAAUUCCAUAUGAUCAAAGUGGAUGACACUUUGUACCACCCGUGGCGUGGUACAUGGAUUAAAAAAACAAAAAAAGAGUCUCCAGAGCUGAAUUAUCAUUGAAUUUUGAACAAUCAGUUUGGGAAUGGCCUUUUACCAGGACAGGACAUUUGUGCCAUCUUCUCAGCACAAUGUUGUGGUUUGACUGGCUUGUGUGCACUGAACUUCUCAAUGGCUGUAGAUCCAGUAGAAGUGAUGCUGAAUGUGUAAUAUUUAUAGGGUAGCUUUAGUAGCAGGAGAGGUAAUUCCACUGCCAGCCUGCACUGAAAACAAGUGUAUAUUUGUUUGAUAGUUGAAAUCCUGUAGCUAGCAAAACCUGGGAGCUCUUGGUAGGUUAGCUGUGGUCUGACUUGAUGCAUUCACCCACUGACUGUUCAGGUUUUCCUUGUAAUUCUGUGUGAUUAGUAAACUGAGUGGUGAUUUUUUUUUUUUAAUUUUUUUUUUUUUUUUUUUUGGUUUAUAAAGAAGCUGCUGUAAUGAUGCAAACCAACCUUUCCUGUAUUAGGCUAUGAUUUCAGCUUAAACAGUGUGCAGAUUAAGUAUCCAUUAUUAUAACAAGUCUAAUCUUUUUGUUGUUGUUACUUUAGCAGCAAGACUGGCACCUUGGCAGAGAAGGGAAACCUUUGAAAACGUAAAGCAUUGUUCUUUUUUUUUUUCAUUUCCUGAACUUGACCCCUAUGGGUCAAUGGUUUAAGUCUGCUCCACCUGAAAGUCUUUUUUUCAAUGAAUUUUUGCUUUGUUAAAGAAAAAAUCUCCUCAGCUCAAUUAAUAAUGCCCACGUUCUUAGCUAUUACUGGUUUUAUAUAUGGCACCUGGAUGUGACAGGGAUAAUUAGACCAAAGCAGUCAUUACCUUAUCAUCAACUGAGUGAUUUCCAGCCCCAUGUGGAUACAUUGGUUAUCAAAAUCAGUGGGUUUGGAGAUAAAGCAUGGAGGAAAAUUAUUAACAUCCCUGAAGAGGACACAUCUUGAUAGCUGCAUGACAGAGAUGUAGGAGAAAGACACUGAUGAUGGCAGGAUGAAAAUGACAGAGUGCCUGGUGCUGUUCUCCCUCUGCAUGUGGCCCUUCCAGUGAGCAGUUCUGGACCAGUGCCAGAUUUCCUGACCCAAUAGCCUGGAUUCAUGGGUGGCCACAAGAAGGAUCACCAUCAGCUCUGCUGCCUCUGUGAUGUUUCAUUAUUGAUGAGUUAGAUGAGGGGAUUGAGUCCAUCAUCAGCAAAUUCACAGAUGACAUCAAGCUGGGGGGAGUGUGGAUCAGCUGGAAGGCAGGAGGGCUCUGCAGAGGGACCUGGACAGACUGGAGAGUUGGGAUGAUUCCAAUGGGAUGAGGUUCAACAUUCCAAGUGCCGGGUCCUGCACUUUGGCCACAACAACCCCAUGGGGAGCUCCAGGCUGGGCACAGAGUGGCAGAAAAGGACCUGGGAGUUUGGAUUGCCAGGAAGCUGAACAUGAGCCAGCAGUGUGCCCAGGUGGCCAAGAAGGCCAAUGGCAUCCUGGGCUGGCUCAGGAACAGCGUGGCCAGCAGGUCCAGGGAAGGGAUUCUGCCCCUGUGCUCAGCUCUGGUGAGGCCACAGCUUGAGUCCUGUGUCCAGUUCUGGGCCCCUCAGCUCAGGAAGGAGAUUGAGGUGCUGGAGCAGGUCCAAAGGAGGCAACUGGGCUGGUGAAGGGACUGGAGCACAGACCCUAUGAGGAGAGGCUGAGGGAGCUGGGGGUGUUGAGGCUGGAGAAGAGGAGGCUCAGGGGAGACCUCAUCACUCUCUCCAACUCCCUGAAAGGAGGUUGGAGCCAGGGGGGGGGUUGGGCUCUUUUCCCAGGCAACUCUCAUCAAGACAAGAGGGCAGGGUCUCAAGUUGUGCCAGGGGAGGUUUAGGUUGGAGAUGAGAAAGAAUUUCUUUCUGGAGAGGGUGAUCAGGCAUUGGAAUGGGCUGCCCAGGGAAGUAGUGGAUUCUCCGUGUCUGGAGAUAUUUAAAAAGAGCCUGGAUGUGGCACUGAGUGCCAUGGGCUGGGAACCACGGGGGGAGUGGAUCAAGGGUUGGACUUGAUGAUCUCUGAGGUCCCUUCCAACCCAGCCAAUUCUAUGAUUCUAUGAUUACUUUGGAUAAGAAAUGGCUUUUUGUUGCCUAUCUAAGUAACCUCUGCUGUGUUUUGGUUUUUAUUUUUCUUUCCCCACCAGUCACUACCCACUUGGCCAGUACAAUCUUCAAGUGUUUUCUGCUUGGUUGGGGUUUGUUUGGUUCUUGGUUUAAGGUGGGAUAACUUUUUAUUAUUCCCAGCAAACACACAAACCCACACAAAAUUAAAUGAAAAGGGAGGUCUGGAUACUUCAGGGUAACAUCUUGAGGCAACAGAGGUGGUUUUGUUCCUGGUUUUGCUACAGUGCUUUCUGUUGUAUUUUCAAACAUAUUUACUGGGAGAAAAAUAAAGAGCAUUUUGCAGGUUUCUUCUCUUCUUGGGCAAAAAUAAGUCAUGAUUAUUUAGUGAGUACAUCUUUAGAGUGUGGUGCCACACAGCAGAGCUGAACAGGCCCAAGAGCCACAUUCCUGUUCUCUGCCAGGAGGACUGAGGAAUUCAUGGUACAGCUCUGCUAGGCCUUGACAAGGAAUUUUUCACCAAGGAGAACACUGUUCAGAGCAAAAUAACAUGACUGGUUUGUUUGGGUUUCUGUUAAAACCCCCUCCCAGCUUUGCUCCUACUUUUAUGUAUUUCAUGUAGAACAGGCACUAGAAAAUAACUGGCAAUUCACUGCAGUCUUUAGAAGGGGAGAUCUAAUAAAUAUUAAAGGGGAGGUAACCAUAAAGAAUAUAAGGAGCAGCACAUUCCUGAAACACAUACUGAAUGGAAUUUCUUAUGAAUGUAAUGAUUAAUUGUGUAAAUGACUGGAUAAAUCCUAUGGAAAGAAAUUAUUUGACCUUAUUCCUUGGCUUCUUUUUUUUUUUUAAUUAUUCUGGAAGGUGAUUUUGUGGCAUCCAGUAGCCAAUUUGCAUUAAUUGCUGCUGUAGAGAUUCUGAAAUGGAAAUAUUGGUUCCUUGAAUUUUAGUUUGUAACAAGACUGCCACAGUUUGUUCAAACUGCUUUGAAGCUUGCUGCACUAUAACUUCAAACCAAUGUGCUGUCAUUUGAAAUAGGCCAAAUGUAAAUGCUUUUUAUGAAUUAGUGAGUGCAGUAAGAGAGAAUUCAUGAUCUUGUCAAUAGCAGCUUUUCUGUUUCCACUGUUUGGACUCGGUUUUAUAUGUGUAAGUUAAAACUGCUAAAUAAGUCUAACUAUGUUUUGCUUUCAAUGAACAGCAUGGUCAUUUGGAUUACAAGCUCCUGUAGUUUUGUGGUGUCACUAAAACAGGUUUCAUUGGGUUUAUUUCAUUUCUGUGAUAAUCUUCUGUGAUUCUGAAUGUCCAAUAAUUCUUUUAUUUAGAGAAAUGAUGGCUACAUUAGGCAAUACAUCACUACCCUCAAAGAAGGACCAAGUUAGGAAAUGCUUUGUGUGAUAAAUAAUGCAAGGCUCAGGAGGAUAAUCUGAAUGUCAUAUUUCUCAUUCGUAUCACUUAGUUUCUGAUUUUUCCAAGUUAUUUAUUAUUUUUAAUAUUGUAUUUCUCCUGGCAUUUUGUUGUAAAUAAACUACCAACAAUUAUUCUUUACAA